UACUUAUCUGCAGUAUUCUGGCAGUAUUUCUAUUUCUGAAAUCCUUUCUAUAGAGAGAAACAUCGAAAAGCGCGAUUAUUUGCAUUUCCGCCUUACGACGUUCCGGAGUAUACUUAGAUGCAGUUUGCUUUUACGACCCGUUCUUUCGGGCCGCGGCUAUAAAGUUGCCGUUCCAUAUCACUUACAAGUGAUUGCAAAGUGAUUGUACGUAGCUGGUGAUAUAAAAGGAUCUCGUUGUUGUAACCUUCGAUACCCCCAUCUCUCUCUCCCUCAUGAGUCGACCAAGCGUAAGUGUUGCAAAAUAAUCCUUCUCGCGGUCACCUUACCCGUCAGUCCAGCCAUUACACGCUUCAGCCAAUCGUCCAGAUACCAUGAUGGCCUUUCAUGCUUUCGAUGGUCGCGCGGGGAGGCAAUUUCGUUCGUCUGAACGGGAAGCGCAUUCACAAGUCCCAGACGACGAACGUCGCGAAUUGGUGACAGCAAGAGUGAAUUUACCUACGCGUCCACCUCCUAUCUCUUUCCAGGACUUUCUACCAGCGUCUCUAAUCGCGCCUCCAAUACCCCCCAAUGAAAGCGUAUCUCCCAGAGCGCCCAAAAUUCCCCAAUCAACUCAGGACUACACACCACCACCCCGUUCACUCUUCGCACAGCUCGCGCGCAAGGCUACACCACCCAAAGUGAAAGAAUUCAUGAAUAGCUUCCGCAGUUCCAAGAGCCGUGAUGAACCAUCCAAACCGGAUCCUGUUGCUGUAGCAUUGAUGUGGGCCGAAACAGCAUCCACUUCCAAAUCAUCACUAUCAGACACCUCUUCGUCGAACUUUUCUCACGGAAUAGCACACGACCCAAAUCAUAAACACAAGUCGAGUGCCGGGCAAACGAACUCGCGGUCAGAUAGCGUCGAGGACGUAAGGGAGUGGAGUCGCAACAAAACACCUCGCAGCAGCAUAAAAGCACCUCCGAUACGAACCGUUAGGUUCAAAGAAGAAGAAGAGUUUAUACCUACCCCGCCCUGGACGCCUUCAUUGAGCACUUGGUCACUCAACAGCACAGAUUCUGUUGAUAGAUCGAGUACAAACGAUGAUGACUCUGACUCUCGACCCAAUGAAACAUUAGCAUUGGCUGCGAUAGAACGCGCUCCAGUUGCCCAUGCUCGCCGCGACAAACCCGAGCUGCAUAUCAUUCCUCUACAUUCGAACGUGAUGGAUCGAAUAUCUCUAUAAUCUUGCCGGUCCACAUUAUUGGCGUGUGUAAAUCUCGAUGGUGAUUUAGGAACGGACGGUCGUGAGUAUUACUAUAAGGCAAGCGCUGAAUUUCCGGACCCACAGAAGAUAACCUCGAAAGCACCGAGGAAAUACCGAAAAUUCUGUCCACCCUUACAUAAGUAUUUGAUUGUAUGUGUAUAAUAUUGUAAUGGUGACGGUACCGAC
Marasmius oreades (fairy-ring Marasmius) is the source of this 1427-nucleotide messenger RNA. RefSeq lists its product as uncharacterized. Lineage: Eukaryota; Fungi; Basidiomycota; Agaricomycetes; Agaricales; Marasmiaceae. The transcript is spliced from 3 exons. Bases 372 to 1220 code for a protein of 282 amino acids. The record is from RefSeq and is a predicted model, not a curated record.